CUUAUAUACUUAAUAUAUGUUCAUAAAUAUUUAAAAAAUAUAGUAUAAUAUACCUAAGUGUUGAAAUAUCGGAAAGCAGUUGUAUUUGGUUAUUGUUGCUGCACAUUAUUGCAAUAACGGGGAAAGUUCAGUAACUAAUAAUGGCCACGAGUUGUGCUCAAACACUUGCUCUACAGAGUAAUUCCAGUAAGCAGAACCGCUUCAUGGAGAAAUUAAUGGCGAAAAUAUUUUGCUUCUACGACGAGCAGUCUCUAAUCGAUGUGACAUUUAAAGUUUCAAACCCAACGGCUGUUGUACCCGCGCAUCGUUUGAUACUCGCAGCAGCGAGUCCCUACUUCGAGAACCUUUUCAAUGACGAGCAAGGCAAUAAUCCCGACAUCGAGAUAAAUGAUAUCGAUAGCGAUAUUUUUGAGCGCCUAAUAACCUUUUGUUACAACGGAGAGGCCCUCAUUACAGUUAACAAUGUCGUUGCCAUGCUAAAGGCGGCAAUCAUUUUGCAAUUGGAUGAUGCUAUAAAUAGUUGUGUUGACUACCUCAUAACACAUAUCAAUGAAUUUACAUUGCAGGCUGCUUACACGCUCGAGCGAGAAACACAGUGUGAACGACUUAAGCAAAAACUCAUCGAAUAUGAAAUAAAGAACUUCAUGGAGAUCAGCCGACGCGUUGAGUUUCUGAGUUUUGAUGUAGAAAAAUUGCAACGUAUUCUCGAAUCUGACAAUCUGAAUAUAACUCGUGAGGAAGAUGCCUACGAUGCCAUAAAACGCUGGUUCAAUUACGAUGUUCCUGCACGUCAAGAAUCACUGCCACUUUUAAUAGCUUGUCUUCGUCUUACCCAAUUCGAUGCGGACUUUCUGUGGACACACAUACAGCCGUUACCUGGCUGUGAGCUGCUGGCCCACCAGGCGAUAUCGUGGAUCAGAGAGCCUGCAGCACGAACAAAGAUAAAUAUGCGAUUCACAGAAUCACGUGAUACUUGUGAGAAAACUUUCCUGGUGGUUCGCCAAUCAGAGAUGAAUCACAAUCUGCUGCAAUACAACAAAGCUGAGGACAAGUGGCAAGAAUAUGCGAGUUUAGAAAUCGAUUACACGGAUUAUGAAACGAGUUUAAAGGAUGAUAAUUUAAUAUUUAUCGGCGGUUGUAAAAGUGGUGUCACAACCAACAUCGCCCGCAGCUGGAAUAUACGAAAUAAGACAUGGCAAAAUUUGCCCCCCAUGAAGCAAGAAAGACGCGGACACCUUGUGGUCGAAUUAGAUGGUAAAAUCUACGCGAUUGGGGGUUUAGCGGGUGACAAUGUUCUGUCGUCGGUGGAAAGAUAUACGCCAUCCGUUGGUUGGGAGUCCGUCAGCAGAUUGAUUGUUGGAAGAUUCUGUGGAUGUGCAGUGACUUUAAAUGGUAAAGUUUAUAUACUAGGCGGUAGCAAUAAUAAUGGAAAUUUGAAACUCGUCGAAUGCUACAAUCCGUAUUCGAAUACUUGGACUUCUUGCGCGGAUAUGACAGAAUGUCGUUUUUUUCCUAAUGUAAGAGCACAUAAGGGUCAUAUAUAUGUUUCAGACAAGUUUUCUGCUAACCGUAGCCAAAGUGUUGAACGUUAUGAUCCUCAGCGAAACAGCUGGUCUAAGAUUUGUUGUUUGGAUGCUGAAUGGGCUCGUAUUACAGGCUUGCCGUUAGACAAUAAGCUAUGGUUUUUUGGUCCCCCUAAAUCUGAUGACAUAUCAAGUGUAUCAGUCUAUGACGAGGACAAUGACCGUUGGGUAAAAAAGUGUUCAAUACCCAAUGUAAACAGAUAUACUUGUGUUGUGCCUGUAGCCUUACUGUCGUUGAAAUGA
Bactrocera tryoni is the source of this 1826-nucleotide messenger RNA. RefSeq names its product kelch-like protein 17. Gene Ontology annotation, molecular function: protein binding. The coding region runs from base 141 to 1826 and encodes 561 amino acids. The record is from RefSeq and is a predicted model, not a curated record. The transcript is spliced from 8 exons. Lineage: Eukaryota; Metazoa; Arthropoda; Insecta; Diptera; Tephritidae.